Messenger RNA from Notodromas monacha, 3683 nucleotides. Lineage: Eukaryota; Metazoa; Arthropoda; Ostracoda; Podocopida; Cyprididae. The record is from the annotation of a GenBank genome assembly.
AGAUCUCUUCGAUAUCAACGGCAGAUGGGGCGUGUUUAAAACAUAGUUAUUGUCAUUGAUGGCUACCUCUGAUGGUGGCGCCCGGGAUGCGCAUGAAACAGGAAUGGGAACAGGUUCAACUUCGUUAUCAGGCGGCAAGGAGUCCCCUGAUCAGUUGGACAGCAUCCAUAGUUCAUCUGAAGAUCCGCGAUUGAACGAGUUGGCUCGAGAUGCGUUCGGGAAAAUUUCCGUAUACCUUCAAGGAGAGCUUCUGCAAGUGCAAUCAUGCACCCUGACUUUCUUCCGAUCAAAGGAACAUUACGAAGUUUUGGAAAAGAUGAAUUUGGCUACCGUGAGCAAGUACCACGACAUGCGCCAGAUCACCGGAAAUGCCUCGCUGGAGCCACAUUUAGCUCAACUUCAGCAGAUUGAAGAUAGCAUUGAGAAGCUUGAAAAGGCUGCGUACCAAUUGGAUGCGUAUUCCAAGAGGCUCGAAUCGCGUUUGUGGGGUUCGCUGCCGGCGGUUAUACUAAUUCUUAGCUUGGUAGUGUUGCUGGUGUACCUAUCAGCGUAUUGCUGCAGGCGUAAGACCGCGAAGAAAAAGCGGUUCGGAUUCUUGCGAUGGGUCUUGGUUUUCUUCGGCGUUCUCUGCUUAGCAUCACUGUCGUUUGCCAUGUUCGGAAACUACCUUGCGCACGCAAGCGUGGAAAGUUUCGUUCACCACGUCGACAGAAUCCACUACUUAUCAUCGAGAGCGAAAAAUCAAACUGAUGAUAUUGCCGGAAAGUUGCAUAAAGAGGUGGAACCCCGCGUUGGAAAUUUGCUGGACGACCUCAACCGACAAUCGGGUGACCCAAGGAUCCUCAGGGCUCUCGAUGAGAUGUCGAGGAACGUUUCAGAAGCAAAGAGCAGAAUAGCUUCAGUCAAUGGAAAAAUCGGCGACGCGGAAGUGUCCAUUUUGGCUCAUCACAUCAGUCGUGUAGAGGAAAUACGCGCUCCCGUGACUUUUGCCGUUCUUGGCCUUUUCGCUCUGUUCUGUUUAAUCCUCAUCAUUGGGUUGACUAAACGGUACAGAUGUGCUUUGAUGCUGUUUUCGGUGCUUGGACUUCUGGCGACAGUCUUGAGUGUACUCGUAGCUUGCGCUCUGCUCGUCCUUGCUAUGGGCUUGAGUGACAUAUGCAGAAAGCCCGAGGACUUCGUCAUGAAUCACAUUGGAAGUAACCCGACGAGAGACGUUGUCGACUACUACAUUAAGUGCCAACCUCGGGGAGAAAAUCCACUCGAGCAAUACCUGAUUGAAAGCGGUAGAGCCACCAGUAAUAUGCAAUCCUCGUUGAACACCGUGCAUGACAUUGCGAAUCGAUUGAACGGUGACCAACUCGUGAAACUGGGACAAGCAGUCAACGCAACUGCCGAGGGCAUGAAACAACUGCAUUCCGCGCUUUCCUGCCGACCAGUUUACGUGGAAUACAUUAAAGCCCUUGAAACCGGGUGCAAUGACUUGAUGUUGGGGCUGACAAUCAUGUUGCUGUCAUUUUCGGCAUGCUGUGUAUUGUUCUACGUGCUCGUCCUGAUGGACUCGCAUUUAUGGAUAUACAUGCGAAAGAGGAACUACUUGAAUGCGGAAGAGACGGAUCCAUUUUUGCCGCCGGGACAAAACCGGAAUGCACAGGCGGCUGCGAACUUGAAUCGUCGAACUAAUAUUGCAAUGACCGGGAGUCUUGGACCAUCCUACCGAACCAGGCAUUACUCCAACACCCAUACUCCUCCGCACACUCCUCCGUUUCCAGGAACUUUGAACGGUCGAACGAUGGAGAACGAUCCACGAUACGGAGGCUAUCAUCCGCCCGGGAACUAUCAUCACAGGGGUUAUGUGACUCAGCAUCAUCCUGGAGCGCCUCCCGUGAGUAUAGCUACCCUACCCGGUCCGAAUCAUGGUCAGUAUGCCACUCUCUCACGUCACUGCAAAACUCUGGAGGCGUCGACUUUCUACUAACGAAUUUGAUUGGAUUUUUUAAAAAUCGUUUUAUUUCGGAUCCGCGUAUUGCUUUGGUGUCUUCACUGCUGCUGUUGCUGCCGCUGCUGUGUGUCUGAUGGCUUUUUUUUUCUCUGUUGCUUCAUCGCUUUCAUUCGUGGCUGUCGGGUCGUUUUGCACGAUUGAAUGUGACUGCGAUUUUCACGCAGCUUUUUUUAUAUUCUCCACGAAGAAAAAAAUCGAAGAUUGAACCUGCUGCAUUCCUUGCUCAAGUUUUGUACAGAUGUCUACUUGUCUUGAUAUUUUCAAGCUGUGUUUUUCGAAUCUCUCAAUGCUGGGCAAAAACAAAAACAAAAAAACUGCCAGAUUCCUCCCUUGACAUACGGUUAUGCAAAUUUAUCGAUCAUUUUUUAGAUUAAAUAUUCCUCGGAAGAACAUUUUUGCGGAAAAAAUGUUGAUGAGGGUUGAUCGAAUUUAUAGUCAGAUUUUUUUCAGCAUUUUUGAAACAUGUCGAGGAUCCAAUCUCCAUUUUCUAAAUUUAUGACGACUGCAGAGGUUUUUUUUAUCUGGAAAUUUAACGCCCGAUGCAGCAAAAUAAAAUCGUUUCUCCUCUUUUAUCUUAUCCCUGGUUGGAUUCAAAUUACUGUUUCUGAAGCUUGAGACUGGUGUUGUCUUGAACUGUAUUCGCAUGAGCAGAACGAGUGCAAACUGAGCUGACCAAUUGAAGCCAAGCUCACACAGCCUGAGAUAAAUCUUGAAAAAUUUUUUUUUUCAAUUUCGGCGACACCAUCAAGAAAGGAUUUCGUGAAAUUUAGAUCUUGGGUUAGAGACACAUAGGGGCAUUAUGAAGAACCAUAAAAUGGAGAUUCCAUUUAGUGGUGCCAUUUUUUUAUUUUAAAACUUUUUUCACGAUGGACGAGUAAUUAUAUUCACGGCAAUCUGUUUCUUUUGUGAUGAAGCAGAUCUAUUGCUCAACAGAAACGAAGCCACUAGUAAUGGAAAGGCAUUAAUAACGUGAAUGAGAAUCCAUGGUAAUUGGCGUGUGUGUUUGUGUAUGUCGUUGGUGAUGGAAUUUCAUUGCUUUAAUUUUUUGGAAAGACAGCCGUAAUUUUUGUGCGUUUUCAAUCCUUAGUUUUAUCAUUAUUUUUUCCCUUGCGUCGCGAAUUUUAGAUUGAUGGUCAAGAUGACGACAUGGCAUUUUCGUCAUCAUUCCCGACUUUACCUAUGGCCUACCGUCGUUGAAGCGCUUUGCUUUGUGCUCAACUCGAUUCUAUAUUUUUUCCGUUUUUGUCGACAUGUCGUGUUUUAUUCAAUGCGUCAUUUAUUUUCCUGUAUGUGCCAUCGCUGAUCUAUGCUCGCUUUUUUGUUGCGGGGCUAAGCAAGGGACUUUUCGCGUUUCUCCGAAUUGUGCAACAAUCCGAAACCGUGUUUUCUUCGUAUGAGGACAAUUUUGUACAGGACACUGUUGUAAAAAGCUUUUUUUAUUUUGUGAAUUUUCGGGAUGAUAUCUUGAAGGCCCGCGUGCCUUCGUGAUUCUUGACGACGUGAGAGAACAUCUGUUUCGAAUUCUUGGUUUAUGAAUUUACUGACGAUUUUUGACAAAAUUUUAAAGACCUGGUUUUCUGCUGCUUUCGGAAAGUGAGUUGCUUUGUGUUCUUCGCGUUAUAUUGAAUGUGUAACUAAAAAUUGCCGUGGGAAAGAAUUUAAACGUGCAGUUAAAUGUCUCGAA